AUGACUUCUACGACCCCUCCGGAAAUCGCGGCACACGCCGAAUCCCUCAUUCCCAAAUUCCAAUUCACACGACUUCUCAACCAAGACCAAGCCGGCCGGCGUAUAUCUCUUCUGGGAACCAUUGAGUCCCAGCCUGCCCUCUUGACCGCAGAGCGUGCUGCAUUUGCCAUUGACAAUGACCACCUCAUGUCCUUCCCUACUUCGCUCUCUACCAUCAAGAACCUCGGUGCUAAUGACAUCUACCACUGGUUCCUGGCGUCCUCUCGCACCUCACAAGACGACACGCGCUCCCAACCGCCUGACCUGAAGCUCAACCUCAUCUAUCCAUGCACAGAGCAGCACAUCAAGAAGUAUUCCGCCCAAGGCUUGCGCAUGGUGACCGAGACGCCUUCCAUCUACGCCUCUUACAUACGGCCGUUUAUGCAGCAGAAGCGGGAGCAAGGGCGCCUCAACUGGGUCUUCAACAUCCUCGAAGGCCGCACUGAGCAGGAAGACGUCAUCUACCGCGAGCAUGGUGACGAGGGCUUCUUGCUCCUCCCCGACCUGAACUGGGACCGGAAGACCAUUUCGAGCCUCCACUUGCUAGGCCUGAUAGAGAGGCGAGACAUCUGGAGUGUUAGAGACCUGAAAAAGACACAUGUGGGGUGGAUCAAGCACAUGCGGGAGAAGUUGCUUGAUGCAACAGUGAAGUUGUAUCCGGACUUGGAGAAAGAUCAACUGAAGCUCUAUGUGCAUUACCAGCCUACUUACUACCACUUCCACAUCCACAUCGUUCACGUCGCUCUCGAAGCCGGCUCAACACAGGCGACCGGCAAAGCCCUCGGCUUGGAGAAUAUCAUCUCGCAGCUCGAGACCCUGCAAGGCGGCGAUGACGCAGGCAUGGCAGAUGUGAGCCUAACGUAUCAUCUCGGAGAAGCGAGCGAGCUCUGGGAGAAGAUUUACCUCCCUCUAAAGGAAGGACGAGAGGUUGUACUGUCCUAG
Messenger RNA from Westerdykella ornata, 981 nucleotides. Its product is annotated as scavenger mRNA decapping enzyme. Gene Ontology annotation, cellular component: nucleus; P-body. The coding region runs from base 1 to 981 and encodes 326 amino acids. The transcript has 2 exons. Lineage: Eukaryota; Fungi; Ascomycota; Dothideomycetes; Pleosporales; Sporormiaceae. The record is from RefSeq and is a predicted model, not a curated record. Gene Ontology annotation, molecular function: RNA 7-methylguanosine cap binding; hydrolase activity. Gene Ontology annotation, biological process: deadenylation-dependent decapping of nuclear-transcribed mRNA.